AUGAGUUCUGCGAAGAAAACAAGGCUUCAAAGGGCCAUGAGCAUGAAAGCUGAAGGUCUUUCGCUCACACCCAUUGUUCGCAUUAACCCAUACAUCGAUUAUAAUGAGUUAAGUGCAGGAGAUAAGACAAAAUAUGCUAAAACGGCUAAAGAUAUUAUGGAAACAAAGAUUAUCAAAUGCAAGACCUCUCAAGAUUACUUCAAGUGCAUGGCAGCAUUCCGUGAGCAGCGUCGUCAACUCGCUCUAAAGGGUGAUUAUGAUGGUGCCGAAAGAAUUGAUGGAUACAUUAGAAAACUUUCCGAUUUCUUCCUUGAGAAUCACAUGUAUACAUCGAAAGCUGAACUCUGCGCUGUUUCAGAGUUUGUAUUCUCAACUCAGAGAGAUACCGUUUCAACAAUCUCUGAUCAAUGGGAUACUAAGAUUGAAAAUAUGAAAUCACAGUACAAGAGAGAGCUUUCUAAUCUUGAGAGGCAAAAUGCAAGCAAAUUGGAGAAGUUUGACAAUUCUCAUCCAGAUAAACUUCCAAUCAGAUACAAUAAACUCUCACCAGAUCUCCUUAACCUUCGUGAGCAAGAAAAGCACUUAAUUGGAUCCCGCCGCUUUGCAGAAGCUAAGCAAUAUCAUAAAGAAUACGAAAAACGCAAGAAAGAAGAACUCGCCAACCAGAAAAGACAAUACUUCGACGAUGCUGAAAAGCGCAGAGCUGAGAUUAUUAAGCUUGGCGAGAAGAAAGUUAG
Molecule: messenger RNA, 737 nt
Organism: Trichomonas vaginalis G3
Lineage: Eukaryota; Parabasalia; Trichomonadida; Trichomonadidae
Exons: 1
Source: RefSeq, a predicted model, not a curated record